This is a messenger RNA of Anoplopoma fimbria (sablefish), 3238 nucleotides long. It is a transcript of the gene git1, whose product is annotated as G protein-coupled receptor kinase interacting ArfGAP 1. The transcript has 20 exons. Lineage: Eukaryota; Metazoa; Chordata; Actinopteri; Perciformes; Anoplopomatidae. Bases 338 to 2683 code for a protein of 781 amino acids. Gene Ontology annotation, molecular function: GTPase activator activity; protein binding. The record is from RefSeq and is a predicted model, not a curated record. Gene Ontology annotation, biological process: brain development; regulation of ARF protein signal transduction.
CCGGGUGUGGGUGUGUGUUUGGAGGCUGACAGGUCUCUCGCUGCCGUCUCCCGGUGAGUUGCAGCCAAUGCACUAAACACAUUUAGUAAACACCCAGAUAUGAGGACCAUGCACACAGCCGGAUGAACCCUGUUCGUGCAGCCUGGCUCCAGUCUUGACGUGGGCGAGGAAGACCGCAGCCGGCCGGGAAAACCGACCUCACCACCCCGGCUUCCGGGGAUUGAAGGGCCGCAGCGGUGAGACGGCAGACGUCGGUCGGUAGCUCCGGGGAGUCAGUGGACGAAACACCACUAUAUCCAUCUCCUUCAUCCACACACCUCCACCCUCCAGCUCAGCGAUGUCCAGAAAGCUGCAGAGGACCGAAGUCUGCGCCGACUGCAGUGCGCCAGACCCGGGCUGGACCAGCAUCAACCGAGGGGUCCUGAUCUGUGAUGAAUGCUGCUCAGUCCACCGCAGCUUAGGCCGCCAUAUCUCCAUAGUCAAGCACCUGAGGCACAGCGGAUGGCCUCCCGCACUACUGCAGAUGGUCCAGACCCUGGCCAGUAAUGGGGCCAACUCCAUAUGGGAACACAGUCUCCUGGACCCUGCUCAGGUACAGAGCGGUCGGAGGAAACCCAACCCCCAGGACAAAGUCCAUCCCACUAAGUCAGAGUUCAUCAGAGCCAAAUACCAGAUGCUGGCCUUCGUGCACAAGCUGCCCUGCCGUGAUGACGAUGGCGUCACUACCAAGGACCUUAGUAAGCAACUACAUUCAAGUGUGCGGACGGGAAGUUUAGAGACGUGUCUUCGGCUGCUGUCCCUCGGCGCUCAGGCCAACUUUUUCCACCCGGAGAAAGGCACCACCCCGCUCCAUGUGGCGGCCAAGGCGGGUCAGAUCCUGCAGGCCGAGCUGCUGGUGGUGUACGGCGCCGACCCCGGAGCACCUGACAUCAACGGACGCACACCUAUGGACUACGCAAGGCAGGCUGGCCAUAUAGAGCUGGCAGAGCGGCUGGUAGAGUGUCAGUACGAACUGACGGACAGACUAGCUUUCUACCUUUGUGGACGGCGUCCAGAUCACAAGAAUGGCCAUUAUAUCAUUCCUCAAAUGGCCGACAGUCUUGACCUCUCAGAAUUGGCCAAGGCCGCCAAGAAGAAGCUCCAAGCGCUCAACAACCGGCUGUUUGAGGAGCUAGCGAUGGAUGUCUACGACGAGGUAGAUCGCAGAGAAAACGAUGCAGUGUGGCUUACGACCCAGAACCACAGCACUCUGGUAACAGAGCGCAGCGCGGUGCCCUUCCUACCAGUCAAUCCUGAAUACUCUGCCACGCGCAACCAGGGCCGUCAGAAGCUGGCUCGUUUCAACGCUCGGGAGUUUGCCACACUCAUCAUCGACAUCCUGAGUGACGCCAAAAGGAGACAGCAGGGGAAAGGUCUCAGCAGUCCUACUGACACAUUAGAUCUGGGCAUCGAUGAUGACCAGCACGAUUACGACAGCGUAGCAUCUGAUGAAGACACAGACAGCGAGCUGACCGCCCAGAACAACAACAACACGCAACGCAGCAACCGAGCAAAGAGUAUGGACUCAUCAGACUUGUCAGACGGCCCCAUCACCCUGCAGGAGUACCUGGAGGUGAAAAAGGCUCUGGCCUCCUCAGAAGCCAAGGUGCAGCAGCUGAUGAAGGUCAACAACAACCUGAGCGAGGAGCUCCGGCGGCUCCAGAAGGAGAUCACGCGGAUGCAGACAGAGAACAGUGCGAUGCGGGGGGGCCAUCAGGCUGGGGGGUCAGCUGGCCAUGGGGUAGGGGGACCUGGAGGAGGAGGAGGAGGAGGAGGAGGAGGGGGUGGAGGAGGACACUGGCAAGGGGGCGGGAUGAGAGGAGGAACAGGCGGAGGGGGCAUGGGUGGGUUUGGGACCGGAGCGGACCCCCAUGGGAUGUCGGUGCCCUCCUCCAUCGCCCCCAACUCCCAUCCCCACCGAAGGGACCGCCAGGCCUUCUCAAUGUACGAGCCAGGUGCGGCCCCCGGCCCCACGGCCCACGGCCCCCCAGUCCUGGACUCCCUGGCAGCCCGCCUGCAGCCCCUCAACACACACAGCGUACGGAAGGGUGGUACAGCGUCGUAUGGAGGCCAGCAUCUGUCUGGAUCUACAGAGAUGGGCCGAUACAUGGUGACGAGAUCCGAGAAGCACGGCAGUGGCACUGACAGCGACUAUGACAACACACACACAUACGACCUCUCGUUAAGUAUGGGACGCAGCAGCGAGGAGGAAGGUCGUGGGGAUUCUGAGGAGGGAGGAGGCGGGGAGGCGGGGGAGCCUGACCCCACCUUGCCCUGCACGGAGGACGUCAUACUGAAGACUGAGCAGGUGACCAAGAACAUCCAGGAGCUGCUCAGGGCUGCUCAGGAGUUCAAACACGACAGCUUUGUUCCAUGCUCUGAGAAGAUCCACUCUGCUGUCACUGAGAUGGCCUCACUCUUCCCCAAACGCCCGGCGUUGGAUGCGGUCCACUGCUCCCUCCGCCUGUUGGCUUCCAGUGCCUCGCGGUUGCAGGUGGAGUGCCGCAAGGCGGCGCCCUCGGAGCCCGGGGGCCCUCCGGUGGACUACCAACUCCUCACUCAGCAGGUCAUCCAGUGCGCCUACGACAUCGCCAAGGCCGCCAAGCAACUGGUCACCAUCACUACCCGAGAGAAGAAACAGUGACCCAACAAAUGCAUGGAAGGAGAGGGAGGAGGGAGAGAGAGAACGGAUUAAAGCAUGGGUGGGCCGAGAGGGAUGGGAGGGGCUUCUACAGGAGGAGAGGGAGACAGAAGAAAAACCGGAUCAUACUAUAGAUUAUGGAAAGAGGGAGGGGGAGUGAUUGGGAGAAUGAUGGGCGCAAUGAGGAAAGAAGAAGUUUGGAAUAUGCAUGGAAAAGGAAUCGGAUGGAAGUAAAGAUAAUAGAUUGUUUAGUAGAAACACUACAGAGGACCGGAAAAAGUAGAAAUUCCACAAGUGUGGAAGAGAAAGUAGGGAAAGGACAAGAAGAAGGGGUCCAACAUGGAAACUACAGCCUGCUGCAACCUAAAUAAACCUGUUGGAACCAGAUGUGUAUAAUAAGCCGCUCAAACUGUGAUAAGCAUACGUGGAACAGGAUGAUGGCGAUGUACAGUGAACUGGAUCCGGAGAUGUUACCGCUUUAUUUAUUCUUACCUGUCGCUCGUCGUCUCCUCUCUCUCUCUCUCUCUCUCUCUCUCUCUCUCUCUCUCUCUCUCUCUC